AUUUUUUCUUUAUAAGCCCUCUUACCCCUCAAACCCUAGGGUUUUUCUCUCGUCUGCCGAAGCCUGUGUGCUCUUCCUCAGUUUCUCUGACAGUUGACUCAGAAUAGUGAAGAUGUUUUCAUCAAAGAAGAAGAUUCACAAAGAUAAAGAUGCUGAACCAACUGAAUUUGAGGAGUCAGUUGCACAGGCACUCUUCGAUUUGGAAAAUACCAACCAGGAGCUGAAAAGUGACUUAAAGGACUUAUAUAUAAAUUCAGCUAUGCAAAUUGAUGUUUCCGGGAACCGGAAGGCUAUUGUUGUCCAUGUCCCAUACAGGUUGAGGAAGGCUUAUCGCAAGAUUCAUGUUAGGCUUGUUAGGGAACUUGAGAAGAAGUUCAGUGGGAAGGAUGUGAUUUUGAUUGCCACCAGGAGGAUAUUGAGGCCUCCAAAGAAAGGAUCUGCUGCUCAGCGUCCCCGCAGCCGCACACUCACUGCUGUGCACGAGGCAAUGCUGGAAGAUGUUGUAUUGCCUGCUGAAAUUGUGGGGAAACGUGUAAGAUACAGACUUGAUGGAUCGAAGAUAAUGAAGGUUUUCUUGGAUCCUAAGGAACGCAAUAAUACCGAGUACAAAUUGGAAACAUUUGCUGCAGUUUACAGAAAGCUUUCAGGCAAAGAAGUCGUGUUCGAGUUCCCUCUAUCAGAGGCUUAGAAUAUUAUAAAGUGCCAUGCCACCUUUCAAAUGUUUCUUCCCUGAACCUGUUUUACUUGUCAUUUUCUAAAAUUUUGAAAUUUAGGUGUUCUUAGAAAGCAGGAUACUGUUACGUUGGAUUUUAUUUUCGCUGGCUAGUAUGAUAUGUUCAGUGUUGCAUUUUGGAUUCUGAA
Pistacia vera is the source of this 861-nucleotide messenger RNA. RefSeq names its product 40S ribosomal protein S7. The record is from RefSeq and is a predicted model, not a curated record. Gene Ontology annotation, cellular component: ribosome; small-subunit processome; 90S preribosome. The coding region runs from base 113 to 688 and encodes 191 amino acids. Gene Ontology annotation, biological process: rRNA processing; translation; ribosomal small subunit biogenesis. NCBI's taxonomy places the organism in Eukaryota, Viridiplantae, Streptophyta, Magnoliopsida, Sapindales, Anacardiaceae. The transcript has 6 exons. Gene Ontology annotation, molecular function: structural constituent of ribosome.